AUGACUAAUGUUGGUUUUCUCAUUUUAUUUGGUCUCAGUUCUGUGUUGUUUCCAUGUGAAGGUAUAAGACUUUAUUUUCCCAAUUUAAUUUUAUUUUCUCGCGUUUUUAUAUCCCACUCUUUGCAUGCUUGACUCGCUUGCGAGACAAUCAAUUUUUUUUGUUUCCACACGGCUAUAUAGGUAUUAUCUCCUUUAAUUAUUUAAGUUGAAUGAGUUGUCUUUCGCCAUCCCCAUUGGAUCCCUUCGUGACAAUACAUGAUUGAUGGUCAGACUAUAGGUUGAGGAAGUUUAUCACUUUAUAACCGAAAAAAUCGGGGUUGUUUUCAAAAACGGUGUAUCAUUGUUUCUGAAAGAUCGUAGGACUGUGAAAUGAUUAAGAUGGUACUUCUGAAUGCACGUCACUUGCGAAGGAAAGCUACUUGUUAACCUUAUAGAAGAGUAUUGAUUACUUUGCAAAUUUGUUUUUGAUUAUCGGUUUCAGUUAUUAACUUCUUCAGCCUCAGUCAAAUUCGUCCUGGCCCGCUCCCCCAAGGAAGUUACAUAGUCUGUGAACAACCCAUGUAAAAGAAAUAAUCGUUGCAGUGACUUUUAAACAGUAAAGAAAACGUUUUGUUGUGUAGGGCAAGUCUAUCCACCAUCUAAUCAGAGCACGAUAGUUGUUCUACCUGGAGCAACUGAAAGAUUAAAGUGGUCAUUUGUGGGCGAUCCUGCUCAAGCAUCUCUAGCUUGGUAUUUCACAAGAAGAGGUGGUUCAGAGGCAGAAAAGCUUGCUGUAAAAUUUCGCACUAAUGCCCCUAUAAUAACUAAGAGCAGCUUACCUAGGCUUGCGAUAGAAACGCCAGCAACAUUGGUUUUAAAAAAUGUUGAUGCACGUUAUAAUGGAAAGUACCGGUUGAGCGUUCAACAAACUGGUGGAGGCGUGGAUGCUGAAGUUGAUGUUUUUAUUGCAGGCAAGUUUUCAUAAAGUCUUCCGAUUUAUUUAGAAUUUUAGGAUAAUAUAUUUUUUUAUCAGUUUUCGAGUUGCAUGCAUGUAUAUGGCCAAUUAGCUAUUUCCCAAAGUCCCGGGUCUAGUCGCGCGAAACCCAUGUUAGAUGGACAAAAUAUAUGGCAGCACACAUUUAAAUUAAAUAUUUAAUUUAAAAAGGAAAUAUUUCAUUUUUGGUCGUCUAAAAAAUUGAUAUUUAACAGUAGAUACUUCUACACUUUCACAUAUUUGAGCCUGUCACCAUAUAUUUUGUCCCUCCAAACGAUCCUAGAAUGCGCUGUGAUCUCUUUUGGGAAAAGGCUAAUUCAUCAAGGCAACAUCCUUAGGGGCUGGUCGAUCAGUGUUGGGGGUGGGACUGAAGUAUUCAGGAAAGUAGUGGCCCAAAAUACCUGACUCAUCGCACUUUAUUGGCUCUAAAGUUGGUCAUUAUUGAACAGAUGCGGAUGUUCUUUUCAUCUUUUAAAUAAAUAAAUAAACAUUCGGCUUUGUCUGAUAACACAAACUUGGAGCUUGAUAAUUCUGCAUGUCUUGCUCAACCUCAUUUAAUAAUUGUUAAACUUUUUAAAUAAUGAUUAUGCAAAAUGUGUGCCUCAAUUGUGAUAGCUCACUUCGAUUACCAAAAGUAGUGUACAGGAAAAGUAAUUUUGCAGGAAUAAUUUAAACUAUUUUGCAUAAUUUUAGGCUAUUUUGAACCAAAUAGCCCUACAUUGAAAGUGUUGAUUACAUACGCCCUAGCAUUGUUCCCGCCUUUAAGACUCGAAGGAAGUUAUCCAUCAUACCCUACGCGCUCAAUGUUUAAGGUUUAAGAUUUUUGAAGGAGAGCAUUUGUCGAAUGUAUAUAUAUUAACUACUAUUUUUUACAAUGUCGGCAAACAUUUUAAAUAAAUAAAAAAACCUGGAAUGAAACUACUGUACGUUAGUUUAUUUUGUCAAAUUUUAGGCUUUACUCUGACUAUUUCUACAAAAUACCUUUUAAACUUUUAACGCACAUCGCUUCAUUACAUUUCAGAAAAACCAACCGUGACGUUUAGUUGUUCCAGUCCUAUCAAGGUAGAUGAGGGUGAUAAUGUCACAUGUGCAUGUAGAGGACAAGGUGGAAACCCUCCAGCCAAUGUAAUUUGGUACAAAGAUGGCGUCCAGAUUGGUAGAACCGGAAAAGAAGAACAAACAUUAACUCUCAGGAAUGUUAAUGGAACAGACACUGGAGCAUACAAGUGUGUGGCCCAAAGUCACACUCUAAUUAACUGACGAAGAAUAC
This is a messenger RNA of Paramuricea clavata, 2243 nucleotides long. The record is from the annotation of a GenBank genome assembly. Lineage: Eukaryota; Metazoa; Cnidaria; Anthozoa; Malacalcyonacea; Plexauridae.